GGCACCUGCAUGUUCUCUCUAAACCAAAUUCAUCUAUUACAAUACCAGCAUUUAAUGCCUCAUUCCCCCCUUCUCACUACAUAUAUGCAUCUCUCAAACUCUCAAUCCCACCUUACUCUUAUUCUCUGAAUCACAAGUAAUUGAUCUCUCAACUACUAUGUCUUCUCUUGUUUAUUUUCUUCUGUGUAUAUAUUAUUUGCAUGCAUGCACUGGUCGACCACUUGCAGUUUCUGAUCAAGAAAAUAGCAGUCAAAUUCAGUUUUCUGGAAAGGAUAUGAAGACUCCAGGCGCAGAUAAACUUGUGGUGCAAGGAAAUUUCAGGGUUGAAUAUGGUGAAAAGACAAUUUAUAGUGAAAAUACUAUGAAGCUAAAGAAUCAGAAGAUCUACAUGGUUAAGGAAACUGAAGACCUCAAAGGAGACGAAGUUAAGAUGACACAUUUUGGGAAGGUUUUUGAGGACGCUGCUACAGAAAAGGAAGGGAAGAGAGAAGGGCGAUUGACAUUGGAAUCUCCCUCGCAGAAAGCCAGGAAAAAUACGAUAUUCAAGAAAAGUAACACUAUAGAGGACAUAGUGGUGAUGGACUACGCACAACCACGUCGUAAACCACCUAUUCAUAACAAAGAACCCUAAAUUCAAGUUCAACCUUAAUUUCUCGAAUGUUUUUCGAUUUUGUUUCGCACUUCUGAUCUUUUACUUUUCUUGAUAAGGGGUAAUAAAAAAGUAUCUCAGCUGAGGUACCUAAAGACAUUAUUUGAUACUCGAAUUAAUAGUUGAUUAAGAUUUUAACUUUUUAUUAAGUUUUGUA
Messenger RNA from Olea europaea var. sylvestris, 806 nucleotides. RefSeq lists its product as uncharacterized. The record is from RefSeq and is a predicted model, not a curated record. The transcript has 4 exons. NCBI's taxonomy places the organism in Eukaryota, Viridiplantae, Streptophyta, Magnoliopsida, Lamiales, Oleaceae. Bases 158 to 631 code for a protein of 157 amino acids.